CUUCCUCUCGUCUUCCUUCCCUUUCUGGUCAACUCUCAUAAACCCAUCUUCUCCUCCUUCCCUUAUUGACUUGUGCCAACUUCAGAAGAAGAGAAAGUUUCAGAUUUUGGAUCUUCUGGUUGAAGGUCUAGAAAAAGUCUGAGAAAUUCUUGACUUUGAUCUGGGUAUAAAGAGGGGAAAAAGUUUGGAACACUGGUCCUGUAGCUUUUAUUGGUGGAAUCCUUUUUUUUUUUUAAAAAAAAAAACAUUCAGGCAACGUUUUAGGCAUAUCUUUAUCCGUGGGGAAUGAUGAUGAUGUUUGAAGAGAUGGGGUUUUGUGGAGAUUUGGAUAUGUAUUCUGCUUCCCUUGGUCAAGGGGAUGUUGUCACCCGGCAGACUGAACCAGAGGUGGCUGUUGAAGAUGAUUACAGUGAUGAUGAAAUUGAUGAUAUGGAUGAGCUUCAGAGGAGGAUGUGGAGAGACAGGAUGCGUUAUAAACGGUUAAAAGAACAAAGCAUGUCCAAGGAAGGAACAGAUACAGCAAAGCAAAGGCAGUCCCAAGAACAGGCAAGGAGGAAGAAGAUGUCAAGGGCCCAAGAUGGAAUCUUAAAGUACAUGCUAAAGAUGAUGGAGGUUUGCAAAGCUCAAGGAUUUGUUUAUGGGAUAAUUCCAGAGAAAGGAAAACCUGUGACUGGGGCAUCUGACAAUCUCCGUGAAUGGUGGAAGGAUAAAGUCAGAUUUGAUCGGAAUGGUCCAGCUGCCAUAGCAAAAUAUCAGGCAGAUAAUGCGAUUCCAGGAAAGAAUGACGGAUGCAGUUCUCUUGGUCCCACUCCACACACCCUGCAAGAGCUUCAGGACACAACCUUGGGUUCUCUCUUGUCAGCACUGAUGCAGCACUGCGAUCCGCCUCAGAGACGAUUUCCAUUAGAGAAGGGAGUUGCUCCACCAUGGUGGCCCACUGGGAAUGAAGAUUGGUGGCCACAAAUCGGUUUACCUAAAGAUCAAGGCCCUCCGCCAUAUAAGAAACCACAUGACCUGAAGAAGGCAUGGAAGGUGGGGGUGUUGACUGCUGUUAUAAAGCACAUGUCUCCUGAUAUUGCCAAGAUUCGCAAGCUAGUGAGGCAGUCAAAAUGCCUUCAAGAUAAAAUGACAGCCAAGGAAAGUGCAACCUGGCUUGCGAUCAUUAACCAAGAGGAGGCUUUGGCACGAGAGCUGUACCCUGACUAUUGCCCUCCAUUGUCUUCAACGGGGGGGAGUGGAUCCUUGGUCAUCAAUGACUGCAGUGAGUAUGAUGUUGAAGGGGCUGAGGAUGAACCAAACUUUGAUGUGGAGGAGCAGAAACCUGAGAAUCUUAAUCCAUCCAAUCUUGGGAUGGAUGGCAUGAGGGGAAGGUUGCCAAUCCAGCAACCUUCUUUUCCAAUCAAGGGAGAGAUUAUCACAAACCUGGAUUUCAUUCGGAAGAGGAAGGCUCCUGGUGACUUUAACAUGAUGAAUCAGAAAAUCUACACUUGUGAGCACCCUCAGUGCCCUUACAGCGAAGUUCGUCUUGCUUUUGCUGACAGGACUUCUAGGGAUAACCAUCAAUUGAAUUGCCCAUACAGAGGCAGUUCUGCAGAUUUUGGUGGGCCAAAUUUCCACGUUAAUGAGGUCAAGCCUGUUGUCUUCCCUCAAUCUUUCACGCAGCCCAAACCAAGUGCCCAGUCUGUUAAUUUAGUUCCACCUUCAUUGAAUCUAUCGGGCCUUGGAGUUCCUGAAGAUGGCCAGAAAUUGAUAAGCGACCUUAUGUCAGUCUAUGAUGCGAAUGCUCAAGGAAAUAAGAACGUAAGUUCCAGUAACCGUGUCGCUGUAGAAAAUCAAAACCUUUCCCAGCCCAACAUUCAGCAGCAGCAGAACAAUUUCUUCCCUAAUCAAGGAGUUGUAAUGGAUGGAAACUUCUUUGAAGACUCCAACAUGUCCAAUAACCAGCCGAUGUUUGCCCGAGAGGAAGGUCAUUUUGACCCGUUCAAGGCUUUUAACUCUCCUUUUGAAACCAACCAUCAGCACCACAACAACAGCAGCAGCAGCAGCAACAAUAACAACGGCAGCAAUUUCCAUUUAAUGUUUGGGUCCCCUUGUGAUCUGGCAUCUUUUGAUUUUAAGGAUGACAUACAAGCAGGAGUAGGAGGAAUGGAAUCUCUUCACAAACAGUCAGAAAUGUCAUCAAUAUGGUAUCACCAUUGAAAUUGACUUGGGGAAAUCACAUGUAUCACGGGACUCUUAUUUUUUUCCUUGAAAUCAUGGGAAGAUCCCGUGGCUAAGAAAAAAGGUAGUUAUUGCAUUUUUCUUCACUUGUAAUUGUAGGUUAUGGCCAAAACAAGUCCUUGUAGGUCUAGAUAAUAUUAUUAUUCUGUGCUUGGCAGGUCUGGUAUAUGGGGUUAAUAAACAAUGGAUGCUCCCAUUAUGUAACCCUGUAUUAUGUGUCUUUAAACUUUUAUGUAAGAAUGUGAUAUAAAUAAGAUUUUUAUAUAAUUCUCUCUUUUA
Molecule: messenger RNA, 2499 nt
Organism: Neltuma alba
Lineage: Eukaryota; Viridiplantae; Streptophyta; Magnoliopsida; Fabales; Fabaceae
Product: protein ETHYLENE INSENSITIVE 3
Exons: 2
Coding region: 286-2199 (637 amino acids)
Cellular component (GO): nucleus
Molecular function (GO): DNA-binding transcription factor activity; DNA binding
Source: RefSeq, a predicted model, not a curated record